ACUCUUUGUUCUUUAGAACGAAACGUCAUUCCAGAUGCGAGAAAAUAACAAAGAUGGCUGAAGAACAGGAGGUGCGACAGAUAGAGCUACUGUGCAAACAGCUGUAUGACUCCCAGGAUCCUAUCAUCAGGGCUCAAGCUGAAAAGGCGGUGGUCGCUUUUCAGGAGUCUCCGGACACCCUAAGCAAGUGUCAAGCAUUGCUGGAGCGAGCUGACUCCAGCUACUCCCAGUUAUUGGCAGCGACUACCCUAGACAAGCUACUCAGCAGAUCAACGACCAGUCUGUCGGUGCAGCAGAGAUUAGAUAUUCGAAAUUAUGUUCUCAACUAUCUCGCUACAAGACCUAAACUGGCAACUUUCGUUGUACAGUCGCUGGUGUCCCUGUUCGCUCGCAUCACGAAGCUGGGAUGGUUCGACAUGGUCAAAGAGGAGUACGUCUUCAGGAACGUCAUGCACGAUGUCUCCAGCUUUCUGCAGGGUCCAGCGGAGAUGUGCACCAUCGGCGUGCAGCUACUGUGCCAGCUGGUGUCGGAGAUGAACCAGGUGACUGAUGAUGGCAGCCGCUCCCUCACCAAGCAUAGGAAGAUAGCAUCCUCAUUCAGAGACAACCAGCUGUUCGAGAUCUUCCGCGUGUCGUGCUCGCUGCUGGGCGCGCCGCUGCUGGGCGAGGCGCAGCAGCAGCUGCUGGCGGCGCUGCUGCGGCUGGCGCACGCCUGCCUCACCUUCGACUUCAUAGGAACCACCAGCGAUGACUCCGCUGAUGACCUCUGUACUGUACAGAUCCCUACAUCAUGGAGGCCGACGUUCCUAGAGCCGUCUACCCUGGGUCUGUUCUUCGAGCUGUAUCACUCCCUGGCCGGCUCACUGGCGGGGCUGGCGCUGGCCUGUCUUGUACAACUGGCUUCGGUGCGGCGAAGUCUCUUCAGUAAUAAUGAACGGGCAAAGUUCCUCAAUAGAUUAGCAGCUGGAGUACUGAGGAUAUUGGAUAAUACUCAGGUGUGGCAGUUCGCUCCCAACUCGGUGCACUAUUUGCUGUCAUUGUGGCAGCGGAUGGUGGCAUCGGUGCCAUAUGUAAAGGCGACUGAACCUCAUCGGCUGGAGCAGUACGCGCCGGGGGUCACUGCGGCGUACAUCACCUCCAGAUUAGACUCUGUUGCUGUUAUAGUCAGCGAGGGCGUGGAGGACCCGCUGGAGGAGGCGGGCACGGUGCAGCAGCAGCUGGAGCAGCUGGCGGUGAUCGGGCGCUGCGAGUACGGCAAGACGUGCCAGCUGCUGGUGGCGCACUUCGACCGCGCAGCUGCCGAGUACAGCGUGGAGCAGCGCCCGCAGCAGCUGCUGGUGCUGCAAGGUCAACUGAGCUGGUUGGUGUAUAUAAUCGGCGCGGCGAUCGGCGGCCGAGCGUCAGUGACGACGUGCGACGAGAACGACGCUAUGGAUGGAGAGCUGGUCUGCAGAGUGCUGCAGCUGAUGGACCUCACUGACUCCAGGCUCGCCAGGGGUGGAUGCGAGAAGCUGGAGUUGGCGAUGAUGUCAUUCUUCGAGCAGUUCCGCAAGAUCUACGUAGGGGAGCAGGUGCAGAAGAGCAGUAAGGUCUACCGCAGACUGAGCGAGGUCCUCGGCCUCGCUGAUGAGAGCCAGCUCCUCAGCGUGCUCAUGAGGAAAAUAAUAACGAAUUUAAAAUAUUGGGGCGGGUCUGAGCCGAUCAUCUCUAAGACCUUAGGUCUUCUGAGUGACCUGAGCGGAGGCUACGCGUGUGUGAGGAAGCUGGUGACGCUAGAGGAAGUCCAGUUUAUGCUGACACAUCAUACUGCGGAACACUUCCCAUUCCUUGGCAUCUCAGGAGUUGGGCCUUCGGAGAUGAGAUGCCGCACGAUGCUGUACACGGCGCUGGGCCGCCUGCUGAUGGUGGAGCUCGGCGAGGACGAGGAGAGGUUCCAUGCCUUCAUGAUGCCGCUCACAGCCGCUUUCGAGAGUAUAAUCGGUCUGCUGGGACCUCCUGAGAGUCCUUUGUUCGCGUCAGAGGAUGCCAAGAAGACGCUUAUAGGUCUAGCAAGAGAUCUACGAGGACUUGCAUUCGCCUUUAAUACGAAAACUACGUAUAUGAUGCUGUUUGACUGGAUUUACCCGGUGUACCUGAAGGUGGCGCUGCGCGGGCUGGAGGCGUGGUUCGCGCAGCCGGAGCUGAGCACGCCGCUGCUGAAGCUGGCGGCGGAGCUCGCACACAACAGGAACCAGCGCCUGCACUUCGACGUCUCCUCGCCCAACGGGAUACUGCUCUUCAGGGAGCUCUCCGCCUUCAUAUGUGCUUAUGGCAGCAGAAUAGUGACAAUAGAAGUGGGCAAGAAGGAUAUGUACGCAAUGAAAUUGAAAGGAAUAUCAGUAUGUUUUUGUAUACUGAAAGCUGCGCUCUGCGGGAACUACGCCAAUUUUGGUGUAUUCAGGUUAUAUGGCGACGAGGCGCUAGACAACGCAUUGAAUAUGUUCGUGAAACUGUUGCUUCAUAUACCGCAGAGCGAUUUGUUGGACUAUCCGAAGCUAUCGCAGACGUACUACGUGCUGCUAGAGAGGCUCGCACAGGACCACAUGCCGUUCCUCUCGUCGCUGCAACCGGAGGCUACGCUCUACAUACUCUCCUCUAUAUCUGAGGGUUUGACGGCGUUAGAUACGAGUGUUUGCACCGGAUGUUGCGCAACAUUGGAUCACAUAGUUACAUAUCUAUUUAAACAACUAGUACAGAAAACGAGCAACAAGGUGGGCAACCCGCGCCAGCCGCCGCCGGAGACCAGCAACAUGUUCGUGGAGGUGCUGCAGCGCAGGCCCGAGAUCAUGCAGCAGCUGCUCGCCACCGUGUUGAACGUGAUAAUGUUCGAGGAGUGCUGCAACCAGUGGUCGAUGUCCCGUCCCCUGCUGGGGCUGGUGCUGCUCAACGAGGAGCAGUUCUCCCGCCUGCGCGCGGAGCUGAUCGCGCGCCAGCCGCGCGACAAGCAGCCGCAGCUCGCGCACUGGUUCGCCAACCUCAUGGCCGGCAUCGAGCCCAACCUGCUCACCAAGAAUAGGGAUAGGUUCACACAGAACUUGUCAACGUUCCGUAGAGACAUCAACGAUCUACUGAAGGGCGCGAACGUGGCGCAGCAGAGUAAUGACAUGAUGACGUCAUAAUUUACAUACAUACAGUCACACAAAGAUAUCUAACCCAAUGUUUCGCUCUCAUAAAAUGACAUAUCGUCUCCGUAUGUGG
This is a messenger RNA of Papilio polytes (common Mormon), 3237 nucleotides long. It is a transcript of the gene Ranbp16, whose product is annotated as exportin-7-B. Gene Ontology annotation, molecular function: nuclear export signal receptor activity; small GTPase binding. Bases 54 to 3158 code for a protein of 1034 amino acids. The record is from RefSeq and is a predicted model, not a curated record. The transcript is spliced from 23 exons. NCBI's taxonomy places the organism in Eukaryota, Metazoa, Arthropoda, Insecta, Lepidoptera, Papilionidae. Gene Ontology annotation, cellular component: cytoplasm; nuclear pore. Gene Ontology annotation, biological process: protein export from nucleus.